AGGCCACUGUGGACAUCAUGUAGGCAAUACUUCUCCCUUCGCCAAGUGGCUUUUCUUCUCCUUGUUCUUCUCUUGGCCAUUCUUGGUUAUGGCUACUGGUACCAGAAGAGCCAGAUUCACAAAAGUGAGCUAAUGAGGGUGGGCAUAGUUUCUAAAGGAAAGUACACGCUGCAAGAGAAAUUAACAAAAUUGAUAUAUCCCCAGCCAAGUGUGCUUAUACCUCCUAGGAAGGAUGCCCUUGUGUUGACCAGUUGGCUUGCCCCGAUUGUGUGGGAAGGGACUUUCAACAUUAACAUCUUAAAUAAGCAGUUCCAGCUCCAGAAUGUCACCAUCGGAUUGACCGUGUUUGCUUUAAGAAACUACACGGUGUACCUGGAGCAGUUCCUGAGGUCUGCAGAUAUAUUCUUCAUGGUGGGACACAGGGUGAAUUACUAUGUCUUCACUGACCAACCUCACACAGUUCCUCAUAUGCCCCUCCGUAAUGGGCGAAAAGUGAUCACCUUCCAGAUCCAGAGUUUUGAGCGCCCACAGGACAACUCCAUGCAGCGUAUGGAGGUCAUCAGCAUCUAUUCCAAGCAGCGUUUCUAUGAGGAGGUGGCUUAUCUUGUAUGUUCUGAUGUGGAUGUCACCUUCCAGCAUGCCGUAGGCGUGGAGAUCCUCUCUCCUUUGUUUGCCACCCUCCAUUUGAGCUUCUACAUGAGCAUUCGGGAGGCAUUCCGCUACGAACGCCGGCCUAAGUCACAGGCUUACAUCCCAAAGGAUGAGGGGGACUUUUAUUAUACAGGGUCCUUGUUUGGGGGAUCGGUGGCAGAGAUACACAGGCUCACGGCAGCCUGCCACCAGAUGAUCGUAACAGAUAGAUCCAACAACAUUGAGGCCCUCUGGUACGAUGAGAGUUACCUGAACAAGUACCUGCUUUACCACAAACCCACCAAGAUCCUUUCUUUAGAGUAUAUGUUCAAUAAGAGGAUGGCUUUCGAGAGGGGGCUGAGAGACCACCUCAAUUUGUUCAGCCUCGUCAGGCAUGUUAAAAUUUUGGAGGUGCCAAAAAAAUUUAAUGCAGAUGCAUAAUAAAGAUAUUGUCAGAAACUA
Phodopus roborovskii (desert hamster) is the source of this 1092-nucleotide messenger RNA. Its product is annotated as histo-blood group ABO system transferase 1-like. Gene Ontology annotation, molecular function: glycoprotein-fucosylgalactoside alpha-N-acetylgalactosaminyltransferase activity. Gene Ontology annotation, cellular component: vesicle; Golgi apparatus; membrane. The coding region runs from base 133 to 1071 and encodes 312 amino acids. The record is from RefSeq and is a predicted model, not a curated record. Lineage: Eukaryota; Metazoa; Chordata; Mammalia; Rodentia; Cricetidae. The transcript has a single exon. Gene Ontology annotation, biological process: carbohydrate metabolic process.